CCGUGAGAGGCUGGUGGAAGUCCAAUGACCAGAGAAGAAGUAAAGAAGAGGCGCGCUCAGAGUCUGAAUUUGAAUCACGGAAAGGACUUCUCCGCUGUCAGUGCCACCACAAUGGCUCAGGGUCAUAAAUUUCAAGACCUGGAGGAGACGGGGGAGGCGAUAUUGGCCUUCAUCAACAGCAGCAAAGCUGAGAAACUGAAGCUGAUUAAAGAUGAACUGCAGACCUUUUCUGACCAGCACAUGGAGACAAAAAAGAUUGUGACACAGAUUUUAAAGGAAGAGGCUCAGAUUGCGGAGAGUGUUGGCCAGAGGCUGCUGGACAUGGAGGAGGAGAAGAAGCAAAGGGAGAGGGAGCUGGAGAGUCUGGAGGAGCAGCUGAGGCAGUGCAUAGCCAAGAGCCAGAUCACUGACUCAGAAUUACAGUUCCUGAAGGGAGAGUUAGAGAGUCUGAAAAACACUGAACACGAGCUUGAGACCCUUCAGAGUGAGGUGGAUGAAGACACCACAGAGGUUAUCCCUUCAGCAGUGUAUGUGGCUCAGUUGUUCUACUUAAUAACCAAGAUCAAGUGGGAGUAUGAUGCACCACCCAACAUCUUAAAAGGAGUGCACUAUGGUGCAGACCUUGCAACUCCCAUCAACAUUGACACCUCUAUGCGAUCACGGAGUGAUGUAAGCGACCGGCUGUGGGGCUUUGUCAACACUGAAUGGUAGAUGAGGGACGGUGGUGUGGUGUAGCCAGAGAUUUUGUGUACAUUAUGUAUCUGUUUUCCUGUUAAUGUGUUUGUUGUUUUAUUAUGUUCUAUAUAACACUGAUAUUGUUUUAAAAAAUUAAAUGACUCAGACCAACA
Molecule: messenger RNA, 848 nt
Organism: Lates calcarifer (barramundi perch)
Lineage: Eukaryota; Metazoa; Chordata; Actinopteri; Centropomidae
Gene: spc24
Product: SPC24 component of NDC80 kinetochore complex
Exons: 6
Coding region: 25-711 (228 amino acids)
Source: RefSeq, a predicted model, not a curated record